Schistocerca serialis cubense is the source of this 3494-nucleotide messenger RNA. RefSeq lists its product as uncharacterized. Bases 8 to 1153 code for a protein of 381 amino acids. The transcript is spliced from 7 exons. The record is from RefSeq and is a predicted model, not a curated record. Lineage: Eukaryota; Metazoa; Arthropoda; Insecta; Orthoptera; Acrididae.
CCCCCGCAUGGCGUCGGCGGGGCUGUGGACGCUGGCCGCGCUGGCAGCGGCGGCGCCGGGCUGGUGGUGGCCUCCCGCCUCCUGCCACCAGGGCGCCGCCUCCUGCACCGCCGCCUGUCUGCGCCAGUGCUGGCAGAACUGCGGUCCUCUGCAAGCGAACCGAUCGCUGUGGGGCACUCUCUGCGCUGCAGACCCCGCAUGUGCUGGGACGUGUCGCCAGCUGUGUAGGAAUGCCGCAACAUCCCCGCCGCCUCCACCUCGCGGCGCCUCCGCCCCCGGUGCGGAAUGGCUAACACGGCUGCUGGCGGUUGUGGCGCAGCCCGGAGGCAGUGUCCGCCCACGUAUGCCCUCCAGCGCUCCAUCGCGGCGCAGCAGCGCCAAGCUCUGGCCGACCCUCGUGGAGGUUGAGGCGCCUCCGCCGUCCAGUCCGGACGAGGCCGGGGUGGUGCUGGUGGACCCCGGCGGGUCCGGAGGAGUCCCUGGCGUCGACCACCUGCCAGACCCAGCUGUUGUCUUCCGUGGCCGCGGCGCCAGCUACGAGGUCACGUAUGGUGACGUCUGGUCUGUAGGCGUGGCGUUAGUAACACAGCAAGGCGUGCUAGUCUUCGCAGAGCUGUCAUGGCGGGCCCCGGAGGACGACAUGGCAGCGGCUUGGCGGGGCGGGGGAUCCCCGCUGUACCUGGUUACGUGGGAGGUAGACGGAGGGGGAAUCACCGGCAACCUCUACACAGACUCCUCCUGCGUCACGCUCUCUCUCUGGGCAGACACUGUCUUCCACAUACAGGUGGAGCUGGUGCGUCAUUCGGUGGCCAUCAGCCGCAGCGGGCGCCUGCGCAUCGACACGGCGGGUCACCGCAGCGAGGCGGCUGGAGGCGGCGGAGGCGCCGGAGAAGGCGACGCCGACGCAGACGUCGACGCGCCGCUGGUGGAGCGGCUGCGGCCGCGCGACGCGUGGUUCGUGCCGGUGCUGCCCAACGCCGCCGUCGCCGCGGCCUUCUUCGCUGUGGCCUGCUGGCGCGUCAGGCGACGGCACCGCCAGGCGGCGGCUGCAAAAAACACUGCCGUCAGCAGCCCACAGUGUGGCACGGCAACUGUUAAGCCUGUCGGAGCAAAGCGGUUGCCGCCAAUGGGGCCAGAUGACUUGUGCGUCUGAAGUCAGCAGAAGAGCGCGCACAGGAUCAGUGCAUAGUCACCUCGUGAUACUCAUCCUCAUCUAGUCACUGUUGUAAACCAGUAGUCCUAGCUUUUUACACUUACAUACUCCUUUGUUACUUAUAAAUAAGGUGUUACUCUAUCCUCGUGAGCAACUAAAAGCAUAUGGACUGCUGUGCUCAUUGCCAGUAAGAUAACUCUGGCGUUAUGUAUACAUCCCUACAUAUGUUGCACACGCUACGUGGUAGCACCGCGUCAGGAUGCAACUCAACUUGUGCAGUGGACAUCUGCAGUAACCUGCCCAAAUUACUGAAGUGGUGACGUUGGCGGAAAACUGCAUAAGAUAAAACAAGUGUUCGUUUUACUGCGAGUAACUGAAUGAAUUAUGGUGAGAAAUUAUAUUUAUCGACUGUAGUGUCAUCUCAAAAUGAAGCAACCACUUCUAGGGCUAUUGAAUUAACGAUCAAAUGGGCAAGUGGGUGGUAGUGAAUUCCACUGUCACAAUAUGUUGACGAUCGCCAGUGACGUAACUUGCUGCUUAGUAUGAAAGUCAGUGAACAGCACUUAAAAUUUGUGUACUGUCCGAAGCUAGAGAGAUAAUGUGUCUUAAGCAACUGGAUUGAAACAGGAAAAGGCGCAGCCAAAUGACGGGGUUUGUUUAUAGCUGGUGGGCGUACGCAGUCAAUCGGGACCUUGUUCGAGCAUCCAAAUCAUUCAGUGAAUUGUUCAACUUAUGGUAGAAAGCAGCUGCACUAAAAAAUAGACAUCUGAUGGAAAUUAUUCUCUAACAUCCACACCUCACAAGCUCUGUGGCUUUCUCACCAGAAAUAAAUUCCUUGUAAACUAUGCCACAAAACGUUGCAAUUAAUACCGUGUCGAAAAUACCCGAAUUUGUGAGGAUCAUUGUAUGAAAGUUCUGAUUUCUAGAAAACAGUCACUACCUUCGAAGCUUCAGAGAAACAGCAGGCCUUUUCUUAAUAUUUUAUAGUUGUUCCAGGGAAGCCUAUGUUGCUGAAGGAAGUAGGUGACGCUGUUUCAGUUUAUAGAUUUUUAUGUGACUGUUUCCUCUUUUCGAUGCGGUUCAAUGAUAUAUUUGCUGUUUAUGCGUAGUUGUUUACCAAGCACUGCAUUCUUCAGUCGUAAGAAUUCAGUAAGCUACUGCCGGUGUGGAGUAUUAAGUAUAACGAGAGUAUGCAGCUAUCUACAGUUCGAUUUGAGACACCCUUUGAAACAAGUUUCCACGAGAACAAACUGUUGUAUUUUACCGCCUGCGUUGGAGAAACAGUUACAAGUGAAAUGAAUGGCUUGUAUAUAUAAGUCACAAAAUAAUAAACAGAAACGAGAAACUAUUUUUGGACAGGGAAUAUUUAAGGAGAGGUGGACCCUUUCUAUUUACACUUUGAAGUAUGAGCUGAAAGCAGCUUUUAAAGUGAAAAUCGACAGUAUUCAUACUAUCUUUAACAUUUUUACUUAAUCCCAAAUUUAGAAAAAUACGCUAAAUGUUCAAGUACCAAGGAAAUUUCCUAUAAACUGAAGAUCUUAAGACAUUUUUUGACGGUGAUUUUGGGUGUAACAAAAUGUACUUUACAACUUAAAUUUUCUUACAGCAUCGGAACUAAGUAAUGUGUACUCAUGUAUAACUAGCUGAAAUGCCAAACAUACAAAAAGAUUUUUGUUCGGCGAUUGCUCCUUUGUGCUACGGGCAACUAUACUGAAUGUAACAAGUAUAUACCCACAGUGACAGUGGUUUUGUCAAAUCUUAGUUCGAAUGCUGUGACAUAUUAAAGUAAACAAUCUUUGACACAUGUUGUAGUGAGAGAACUGAAAGGCGGCAUUGUUGUACAGUACUUGAAUUGCCCAUGUCAACACAUCCUGUUACAUUAUGGUAUCCUUAGGAACCAUUUAUAAAUUGACCUAUUUGAUAGUAAUAAGACCAAAGUAUUAAAAUGUAAGCUCCUUCCCAAAUUCUUAUAAUUAGGACAAUCAUAGGAAUCCCAUUUCAUAUCACUAAUGAUAGCUUUUUCUAAGAUAGUCUUUGAAAUAUAUAUGUUCAGCUGUCAUAAACUACAAGUUAUUCCUAUUCUCACACAAAGUAUGAAAUUGGAUUUCAGGAUUGUGGUAUGUUACAUUAACAGUUAAGAGGCAAGGGCCAAGAUAUGGAUUUCAUGAAGAAAAGCACGGUAAUAGAGAUACUUUACAGAAACAAAACAGUUUAAGCUGAUUGUGAUGUCAACAGUUCCAUGUUUCAGUGAUUUGUAUAUUAUUUUUGUAUGAAAUAUUCCCUAACUAACCGCUUUACUUGUUUGAAGACUGUACGAAAUAAAUAAUAAGAUACCUUCAAA